UGAAGAGCUCAUUCUCCGAGACUGACAAGCAGACCUACGCUACUAUUUUCUCUGCACAAACUCUGCAACAAAGCAUCAGAAAAUUUCUGACUCAGAAUUUAGCUGUGUCCUCUCCUCUCUGUCCACGUCGGCUCCUCGCUCACAAGCAAUGGCAUGCCUAGACCUAACCGCCCCUCACAUUUAUUACAUUUACUACUUUGCCACUUACCGCGCCUCUAUCUUCUUCCCCUACCUAUGCUUCUCCACGACAACGGAGCUCAACCACCAAGACCUCUGUUUUAGGGUUAGGGUUUUAUUUAAUCUACCCCGCUUUCUACGCUACGCCUUUGAAAAAUCUCGUCAAGUUCCAAGAGGUUUUUGAUUAUUUCUAUUUCGAAAGACUGUGUGGUGUUGAGCUGGAUGAUGGUGGUUUUGAGUUGACUAAUGGUAAUGGGCUAGCAGCUUUUGGUGGAAUGUAUUAAUCAGCAAUGCUUGUUUACUGCAUGUGGGUUGGGAAUGCGCAGGUCCUUUUGAGUCCUGGAAUUUGAAAUUUCAUGGUAAAUUUUGGUGUUUCUUUGAGUUAUUGUGUUUGAUUGUUAUUUUCUGUUCGAGAAAAUGAUGGAUGGGCGGCGGCAUUCUGUUGAUCUUCCGAUUUCUAAGACUCUUGUGGCACUGAGGAGGGUGAGGUCUCUAAGGGAUCCAUCCACUAAUUCUAUGAGCAAAUUCUCUGCUCCACUUGAGAAUGUAAAUUGGGAAACAAAUUCGAGUAAUGACAUUUCUAUGCGAUUCAUGAAUACUUUCCAAGAAGGUGGCUCUGACGAACAUCGUUCUUUGAGACCAAAGAAUCUGGGUUUCUACAGACACAGAGGAGAUUGCUUAGAUGAUUUUGAGCUAGAUUGUGGUUUGGAAAAAUCUAGGUUGAUCUUGCAUGAGAAUUCAGAGUGGGUUGGAAGCACAGGGAGUCGUCCUAUUAGGAGCAAACAGGCUGAAGAAUUUGAUUUUUCAGAAUCAGAUAAGGAAGAGGUUUGUGGAAAUAAAUCACUCAGUGAUAGAUACUGCAGCAGUCAAAUGGAUAAAGGAUUGGUCUUGCCACGUGUCAAUACUUGGGAGGAUGUGGAUUAUGAAGCAGAUGUCAGAUCAUCACAUUUAGAAAGAACAGAUCAGAUUACAUCAAAGCGAAAAUCACAGUGCAACAAUCGUGUAAAUCUGUGUGGGGAAGUUGGUGAGGUUACAAGUGAAGUAGGCAGUCCAUGCCCCUCAGCUAGUGAUGCUUUAUCAAGCCAUAGUGCACCUUUAUUUGCAAAUGAAGCGGUUGAUGCUGUAGAUUGCAAUCGUCCUAGUUGUGAGGUCAGCUGCUGCUGGUCAAGACAAGGGAAGUUCAUACCCACGAUGGGAGAAUGGCCUGUUGGAGUUGUCUCUGAUGAUGAAUUACUUGGUUUGCUUGAUCUGGCAUUAUCAUCUGACACAUCUAGUACAGUAAUAAGGGCCAGGGAGUUGAUGAGAUCCCAGGUUGAUCCCAUGCAACUCAUAUCGCAGCUGGCAAAUCUUGUUAUGGAUAUUCUUGCUGGUAAAUGUCAGGAUGGUGCUUCUGAAGUCCAGAAAAGGUUCUCUAGCAGGCAUACAUCUGAGGUGGACUUGCAGAAACUGAGUCAUGCUUUGAAAAUAUUCUCUGAAACUGAGAAGCAAUUAAGGGUGUCCAAAAAUCAAAUGACAUGGCUUACUGCAGCUCUGCUGCAGCUAAGCUCUGUGGAGUCUUCUUCCUUGGAUGCUAAUGAUAAAAAGUUGUGUUUGAGAAGUACGCAAGACAGAGGGGAGAGCUUCAAGAACCUUGUCACUUGUCCAUGCAAUACACCGGACAAGUUGGGAAUGCAGAAGGAUAGUGAUGGAAAGUUGGAAUCCAUAUGGAAGAGAGCUACAGAUUCAUGCCAAUCCAAUUCACUCAAGAAUUUUCUGAAGAAACAAGGAAAAUUAUCUUCCUUGCUUGUUAGCCAAGGUUUAGCAAUAGCUGAAUUGGAAUUCUGCCAUCCUGAUUAUGUAUCUAAGGCUGAGAAGUCAUGGAAGAUCAUUGCCAGUUCACUUCAAUCUAUGUUUGGUUGUAAUGUGGAGGUCAGGAUCAAUCUUGUACCUUGUGCUUCUGAUUCAAAGUAUGCAAAAGUGAAGAAGCCAUCUUUUAGGUUGUUCAGCUGUUCCCGCAGAAUACAGCAGAAGUCACAAUCAUCUACUGGACGUGGAAGUGAUUCAGACUAUUCUGAGUACACAUCUGAAAUGCCUAUAUUAAGUAACAGACCUAUUUUACCUUGUUCCUCUGAUUGUGCCUAUCAAAUGCCACAUAACUGCCGUGACAGAAUGGUGGUUGUAAGUACCUUGAGAAAUAGUGAAGGAAAUAUACUCAGCACAAGGACUGCCUCAUCCCGUAGAUCAUUUGAAGAUGAUACAUCAAAGGCACCUGGGUUAAUGGUUGAUUCUUCGAAGGAAGAGGAGAGCAACCAUGAAAGCCAGGUUUUAUCGUCUGAAGAACCCGAACAUCAACCAAACUGUUUCCCUAGGGCUAUGAGGCUUCAUAAGAAGUUGCGUUCAUCAGAUGCUUCCCGGAUGACAUUUUGCACCAAACUCCAGAACAAGUUUGUGCCAAGCAGGACAUCUUUUGAAACAUGUCUAGUGGGAAAUGAUUCGUAUGUCUUCUGCAGUGGCUCUUGUAGCAACAUUGACAGCUAUAAAGACGAGGACGCAUUGAAGGAAAACUCAGGUUUGCUUUGUUGGAGAACCCCUACCCUUCCCUUGGGAAAGGCUUGGCAGCUGAGGCAUCAACGACAAAAUUCACACCCUGGUUGUUGGGUCCUUCCCUGUGCAACUGCUAAGUAGUUCUACAAAGGAGUAUCUGACAGAGAGCUGUAAUUUAUGAUGGCCGCAGAGGAGCUUCAAAGAAAUUCAUACCUUGGACAUUUCUCUUUUGUAGG
Molecule: messenger RNA, 2936 nt
Organism: Prunus avium (sweet cherry)
Lineage: Eukaryota; Viridiplantae; Streptophyta; Magnoliopsida; Rosales; Rosaceae
Source: RefSeq, a predicted model, not a curated record